AAGACUUUGAGGAGGAGGAGGACACGCGGCGGGCGGCGCUCUCCGUUUAACCAUUCGUGUUCCGGGCGUGAACCCUCCGCAGCUGCGCCGUGCGUGUCUCCUGUCGAGGCCGGCCAACAGACGCUGAGACCGGCUGCAGCAGCCAGCCUGACCCGACCGCGCUCCGGCUGAGUCACAGGACUCCUUCUCCGGCUUCAUCUGGAAUCUUUGGACUCUAAUUACGUCCAUGGGAAGGUCUGAGUGAGCGCAUCGGCUCCGCCUGGGUUCGGAUCUUGAUGACUCGGAGGCCCCGAGGAGCCCAGCCUGCGGAGCCCCAAAACAGGGUUCGGACACCGGAGAGGAGUGGAGGAGGAGUCGGUCUGUUGGCUUUUGUGAUUGGACUCCGGUUCUGUCCACCAUGAACCCUCUGAACCACAUGAAGGCUGGACUGAGCAACAACCCACACAGUGACGGGUCCUACCCCUACGACCCCUCCUCCUGGCAGCAGCCCUCCAAUCAGCCCACAGGGUCUCUCUCUGUGGUCACCACUGUGUGGGGGGUCACCAAUCCUUCUGCCAGCCAGGGUCUUGGAGGAAGCGUGAUGGGGCCUGGGUCCAACCAGGGCGGGGGCCCCAUGAUGCAGGGCCCUGGAGGGCCGGGCAUGUCCGGUGGACACGGAGGAUACAUGGGGCAGCCAGGAUACGCCGAACCCAACAAGGGCUACGUGAACCCGGGCAUGUACAACCGGCCUGCAGGGGGCUACGCUGGAGGACCGGGCGGUUACCCUGGGAGUUACUCCUCCAACCACUCGGGCUCCAGGGGCUCCGCUGACUUCACACAGGCAGCAGCCGCUGCCGCCGUCGCUGCUGCCACGGCAACCGCCACCGCCACGGCCACAGUAGCAGCCAUCCAGGAGAAGCAGAACUACGGACAGAUGGGGGCUCCAGCCUACAACAACCAGUUCAUGGGCCAUGCAGGGCCUCGAGGGCCUCCUGGAAUGGGCCCUGGUGCUGCCCCCACCAGGGGUCCGGCGUCAAUGGGCUCCAUGUAUGGUCCUGCGGGGCUCUCACAGAGGGGCCCUCAGCACCCAAACUACGGCCCGGGACCACAGCAGGGCCACCCCAGGCCCCAACAGGGCAUGAAAAGGUCUUACAACCCUGAGUCCUUCUCAGGAGUGGCCCCCCAAUACGGCGUCCCAGUCGCCUCUGGAGUGAAUUUAAUGUCCGGCGGAUCGAUGCCAGGUUCAAGUGGAGCCAGUCCGGCUGGGCCGGGCCAGUACUCUGGGCCCAACAUGCAGUACCAUGCAGGUCCUGGUGGUCCAGGCCCCGCCCCCCAGCGCUCUGGACCUUCCCCUUCAUAUCAGAGCCAUAAAAUGCAGCUCCCACAGUACCCUGGCUCUGGACCCCCCAGUUCACAGUACUACAAGCCGGACCAGUUUAAUGGUCAGGGUGGAGGUUUGAACACGCUGCCAGCAGGGGGCGCUGCAGGUGUCUUCAGCUCCUUCAACCAGCCAUCAGGGCCGGGUCGAGGGUUAACCGGUUACCCGUCCUCCCCCAUCUCUGGAAACCCCACCCCGCCCAUCACUCCUGGCAGCUCUAUGGCUCCGCCCUACAUGUCGCCUGGCAACAGCGAUGUCAAACCGAUGGCCUCGUCGUUUCUACCCGACAUCAAGCCCAACAUGGCCAACUUGGCCCCUCCCCCACCCGCAGGAAAUAUGCAGUCCAGCAACCCGAGCGACGACCUGCGGCUGACCUUUCCUGUCAGAGACGGCGUGGUCCUCGAGCCCUUCAGGCUGGAGCACAACCUGGCCGUCAGCAACCACGUCUUCCAGCUGCGCGAGUCCGUCUACAAAACGCUGAUCAUACGACCCGACCUGGAGCUGCAGUUCAAGUGUUACCACCACGAGGACCGGCAGAUGAACACUAACUGGCCUGCAUCAGUGCAGGUGAGCGUAAACGCCACUCCCCUCACCAUUGAGCGCGGCGACAACAAGACUUCCCACAAGCCUUUGUACUUGAAGCGAGUGUGUCAGCCGGGCAGGAACACCAUCCAGAUCACAGUGACCGCCUGCUGCUGCUCCCACCUGUUCGUGCUGCAGCUGGUUCAUCGGCCGACGGUGCGCUCCGUGCUGCAGGGUCUGAUGAAGAAGAGGCUGCUGCCAGCAGAGCACUGCGUGACCAAGAUAAAAAGGAACUUCAGCAGCGGAUCAAUUGCCGGGACGCCUGGGUUAAACGGCGAGGACGGCGUGGAACAGACUGCCAUCAGAGUCUCGCUAAAAUGUCCGAUCACUUUCCGCCGUAUCCAGCUGCCUGCCAGAGGCCCUGACUGCAGACACGUGCAGUGCUUCGAUCUGGAGUCGUACCUGCAACUGAACUGUGAGAGAGGAACGUGGAGAUGCCCCGUGUGCAAUAAAACGGCUCUGCUGGAGGGACUGGAGGUGGACCAGUACAUGCUGGGAAUCCUCAUCUACGUUCAAAACUCUGAGUACGAGGAGAUCACCAUCGACCCGGUGUGCAGCUGGAAGCCGGUUCCAGUCAAGCCGGACCUGCACGUGAAGGAAGAACCGGACGGCCCCGUUCUAAAGCGCUGCAGGACGCUCAGCCCCAGUCACAUGGUCCUGCCCAGCGUCAUGGAAAUGAUCGCGUCUCUUGGCCCCGGCCCGCCGUCCUCCUCCACGCCCACAGUGCCCACCUCAGCCUCCUCCUCGUCCCCGAUGGGCUACUCCUCGUUACCAGCAGGGGGCAGCAACAGCAGCAACACACCUGAUUACGCAGGUCCAGUUCCGUCCUUUCCUUUCUCUGACUUUGGUGGUCAAACUCCCGGCCUCGGUGGCGAGUUCUCCUCCCCUGGCCCCCCUCCUCUUUCUUACCAGUCUGAGCUCUCCAGCAGCCUCGUCACCCCGGACAAGCCCCCGCCUCACUCACUCUCCACGCAGAUGUCUGGCCAUUUAGACUCCAUUUCCCAUGGUGCCUCUCUCUCACAGCAGCAGUCUCAGAGUCUCCAUGGCACCAGCAGCCAGAUGAUGCAGCGCAGCAUCCAGAACCCUCGCCCCCAAGGAGACGCUUCCUUCGGGCUGGGGGGCUCAGCAGAUGUUCCGGAGCCUUCUCUAGAUCUUCUGCCAGAACUCACCAACCCGGACGAGCUGCUGUCAUACCUCGGGCCCCCUGACCUGCCGAGCCACGACAACAACGACCUGCUGUUGCUGUUCGAGGACAACUGAGCCCACAAUGUGAAGGGCGUGGAGCCAGACGCCGCCAUCACUAACAGACUAUUCCUGCCGUGCAGUCGCAAGAAAGAAGGAGGAGAGCGUUGAAAUAUUCAUGUGACGAUGAACUCCAUAGUGACUUUAUCUCUGUGUUUUUUAUUCUGUGUUUUGAUCUUCAUCUUCAUUCCUGAGAGCGACUUCAUCAGGAGUCUGAUUGGAGUCGAGCUGUGUGAUGUAGAAGCAGCGUGUGGUUCUUCAGAACCGGGGCGCUGCUGCUCCAAACGGUUCAGCCGUCAUGUAGGAGGAGCUGAGGUCACGCUUCCACCCAGCCGCGGUUUCCCGCCACGAUCACAGGCGAGCACAACAGUUACAUCUGACCCGGUUACCGUGGUGACCAGCACAAAAGAUGGUUUCAGGAGACGCAGGGAAGCUGAGACAGAACUCGAACCCAAAUGAAGCCACUGGUUCUGGUCAGCUUUUAAUGAAUGUUUAUGAAUUAGUUUGUCCCAAAAAUCUAAAUCAGAUGUGGCACACACCCACCUGUAGAAAACGGUUUCCAAGAUGCGUUUUUAAAUUGUGCAAAAUGGCUUUUUAAACGGCUGUCUGAACUGAGUUUGAUUCUGCAGCAGUUCUGCUCCUCCAUCCGCCGUCAUCACUGUCCGUGUCGCCACACACUUCCAGCCGAUGGACUGUGAGGUGGAACGGUGGCGUCUUCAGCCACAUGUCGACCUUCAGGAAGGCUCCGAGUCCCUGUUCAUCCAUCAGAAUCUGCAGGAACACGGCUCGGUGGAAAUUCUGUCCGCACUCAGCUGGAAGAGAGACGGGCACCGUGGCGACCCUCACACCUUCCUCCUCCUCAUCGUCGUGCUUCUGUACGUUGUGAAGUGACCACAGAGUCCAGACUGUCGUGGUGCGUUCAGGUGUUCAUCAUGACUGUGUGAUUCAGUAAUAACAUGGAUAAAAAGAGUAAUAACUUUGUAAUUUAAUAAACACACACUGGAAAGAC
Molecule: messenger RNA, 4190 nt
Organism: Oryzias melastigma (Indian medaka)
Lineage: Eukaryota; Metazoa; Chordata; Actinopteri; Beloniformes; Adrianichthyidae
Product: zinc finger MIZ domain-containing protein 2
Exons: 21
Coding region: 398-3199 (933 amino acids)
Biological process (GO): regulation of transcription by RNA polymerase II; protein sumoylation
Molecular function (GO): zinc ion binding; SUMO ligase activity
Source: RefSeq, a predicted model, not a curated record